AUUUUCAACAAUGUAGACAAGAAUCAUUCAGGUAAGUUAUCUGCCAGAGAAUUGUCUGGUGCACUCAUGAAUUUUGACAAUACCAAGUUUAGAUCUUCUACAAUCACUCUGAUGAUGAGAGUGGUUGCAGAAGGAAAUGAUUCGAUAAACUUCAAACAGUUUGUAGUCCUUUUUCGGUACUUGGCUCAAUGUAGAGAGUUGUUCUCUGUGGUAGAUAAGGAUAAGUCUGGGGAUAUUAGCUUUGGUGAGUUUCAGGUAUUAUUGAAUCGGUCAGGCUAUAAGUUGAACAUUAAAACUGAAGCCGCUAUCUUUGAGAAAUUUGGUACUGAAAGUUCUGCUCUUCCAAGUAGCAGACUCAAGUUCGACUCGUUUAUAGAAUGCUUGAUAUAUUUGAGCAGGAUUACGAAGUCAUUUCUGAAGUACGACGUGGAAAAGACAAAGAACGCUACCUUUACUUUUGGACAGUUUAUCUUGGAAGCUAGUAGCUUCUACCCUUAG
This is a messenger RNA of Scheffersomyces stipitis CBS 6054, 498 nucleotides long. RefSeq lists its product as uncharacterized. Gene Ontology annotation, molecular function: calcium ion binding. The annotation marks the transcript as partial. The record is from RefSeq and is a predicted model, not a curated record. Lineage: Eukaryota; Fungi; Ascomycota; Pichiomycetes; Serinales; Debaryomycetaceae. The transcript has a single exon.